UAAAGAAAGGAAGUAGAGAUGUUUUUUUAGGGCUGAGGAUGGGAAGAGAACAAAGGAAAAGACAGAAAGCGCAACGUCAUAGUUAUCCCCGUAGGGUUUCCCCCUCUUCAUUAGUUUUGUGGUUCUGGCUUGUUGUUUUUGUACUGCUUGAGGAUUACAGAGGAAUCUCCUUUCAUCCACAUCUCUCUCUGUCUCUUUAUCUGAGUUUUAUCAUGAGCUUGUUAUUCCACCACCAACAACAAAAGCUGCAAGUUUUGGAAGAGAAUAUGUCUAAUUUGACUUCUGCAUCUGGUGAGGCAAGUGUUUCUUCAGGGAAUAGAACUGAAGUUGGAUACUUUGCUACUCCACCACCUCAAACUCAGCCAGUUAAGAGAAAGAGAAGCCUCCCAGGCAACCCAGACCCAGAUGCAGAAGUAAUAGCUUUGUCCCCUAAAACACUGAUGGCCACAAACAGAUUCAUGUGUGAGAUCUGUGGCAAAGGGUUUCAAAGAGACCAGAACCUUCAGCUUCAUAGAAGAGGUCAUAAUUUGCCUUGGAAGCUAAAGCAAAGAACGAGUAAAGAGGUGAGGAAGAAAGUAUAUGUGUGUCCAGAACCCAGCUGCGUGCACCAUGACCCAUCAAGGGCGCUUGGGGACUUGACUGGAAUCAAGAAGCAUUUCUUUAGGAAACAUGGUGAGAAGAAGUGGAAAUGUGAAAAGUGUUCCAAAAAGUACGCGGUUCAAUCGGAUUGGAAAGCUCACUCCAAGACCUGUGGCACUAGAGAAUACAGAUGCGAUUGUGGAACUAUCUUCUCAAGGAGGGAUAGUUUCAUCACUCACAGAGCCUUCUGUGAUGCCUUAGCAGAGGAGAGUACGAGGGCUAACCCACUUGUGAAAGCGCAACACCAACCAGCUGGUGCAGCAGCUCAGCUUAAUCUACAUGUGCCCCAGUUCAAUCCCCAAGAUAUCCGAGCAUUUUCACUUAAAAAAGAGCAACAAAGUUUCACAUCUGUAAGGCCAGAGAUUCCUCCAUGGCUCGUUACCCAACCAAUGCUUGGGACUAGUCUGGGUCCACCCCACACGAUUGACCUUUCCCCUUCAUCAUCGUCAAUCUUCUUCCCAACAUUAGAUUAUCAUCAAGAAUUCACACAAGCUCAGUACCAUGAUCUAUCACUCCAUGAAAACCAUAACCCUAACCCAACUCUUCCUCCUUUCCAUCCAACAACAACAGUGCCUUCCCCACACAUGUCGGCUACUGCAUUACUUCAGAAAGCAGCUCAGAUGGGCGCAACCAUGAGCACCAAAACUAGCUCAUCAUCGGCACCAGCUACCACCACUGCUACACCUGCGGUUGCCUCCUUGAUCAGACCCCACCAACAUACUCACGUGUCUGAUGAUUCUGCUGGUUUUGGCCUCAACUUGGCUCCACUUCAACACAUGAGGAAUUCUUUGUCGUCCGCCGCUGGAUUCGACUCCGCUUCAUUCGAUGAUAUAUCAUUUUCUGGGAUCUUCAACGCAAAGGCCGGUGGGAGUUUCAUCGAUGAACCAUUCUCGAAAACAACUAUACCAACAGAAACAACAAGAUCUGCUGGAAAUGAUCACGAAACUACAGGCGCUACAAGUAAUUCUCAAGGCGAAAGCUUGACAAGAGAUUUCUUGGGUCUUAGAGCCAUCUCUCACAGCGGUAUUCUCAACAAUGCUGGUCUUAAUAACUGCAUCAACACUUCGCAUGAACAACAACGCAACCAAACUCAGCUACCACCUCAAGGCUAGGUAUUAUAGUAGCCUUCUUCUUUCCUCCAAGUACUGUUUCUUUCUUAUUUCAAGUUUACGCUUUUACCUUUGCUACAUUCUUCCCAAAGGGAAAGACCUCUGAAAAUCAACUUCCUUAAUUACAUAUGUUAUAUUUUUCCCUUUUGUUUCAAACUUAACGUCGUAUAUUCUUCA
Molecule: messenger RNA, 1925 nt
Organism: Hibiscus syriacus
Lineage: Eukaryota; Viridiplantae; Streptophyta; Magnoliopsida; Malvales; Malvaceae
Product: protein indeterminate-domain 7-like
Exons: 3
Coding region: 39-1751 (570 amino acids)
Cellular component (GO): nucleus
Molecular function (GO): DNA-binding transcription factor activity
Source: RefSeq, a predicted model, not a curated record